GUGUAGAGUGUGCUGGGCUGUCAGUGCUGUGAAACUGCACCUCCUGAACACCACGGGGACAUUUUGGGUUUAGCAUCUGUUGCCUGGAAUCCAGGCAGCAGCAAGAAUAACAGGAAAAGAUUGUGUCAGCAGGACUUACAGGAAGCUGAAAAAUAGUGAUGGAGACCUCCGUGUCUCAUGGGUGAAGAGGAUAGACAGAAGGACAGUGAAAGAGUGCCUCAUUUAGUGAAGUGAGGAAUUUAGGGAACAGAUAGGAUAGGGAAACUACAGGCAUGAAUCAUAAGAAGUAGAAAUUUGUGGUGGAAUGAUGCUCAGGUGGGUGGUGAAAGCCGGAAGCAGAGAAAACGAAUGCCAGUUCUUCCAGCAGCCGGUGGUGAGCUGACACUUCAGGCUGGUCAAGUUGCAGCAGAUCACAGGCUGAUGUGUUUGAUAAUACAGCCCUCAAAAGCACAGGCACAAAGGGCACCUGAACUUUUCCCAGAGAGCUGGACACAGAAUUCCAUCUUCUUAUGUCUGUGUUGUGUGAGGAGAGAGGCAGUCUUACUUCUGCCAACCCUUUGUACCCUUUUCCCUGCUACCAAAAAUACCCCUUGCUGAUACAAUCUUUGCUACAAAUGGAUGAGUAGCAGAGGUUUGUGUGAAUGAUGGGAGUCUACUGUAGUUAGAAGCUGGAGGGAUGAAAUGAGCAAGGUGAGGUCAUGAACGUAAUAUUGGUGCAGGCACACCAGAAGUUGGAAAAGAAGCAUCAGAAGAGAAGAAACUAAACAGUGAAGGCAAUCGGAAAAUAUGACAAAUGGGAAGCGCAUUGGUAGUAGAUUGGCUGGGUAUAUACCGAAUAGAUGGGAGGAAAGCAAUUUGGGUAUGAAUAAUUCUUGCUAGAAUUACUGUAUGGAAUUUUGUUACUCUGUUCUUGUUUCUGUGGCAUGGCAGAAGUUGGUUGUCAUCAGUCAAGCUAUUUCUUGCAUCUGAGGCUGGGAAACACUUCUCUUCUGCUCUUGGUUCUGAAUAAAAGCAUUGGGUGAAGAGCUGUUCCUCUUAAUAGUGGGCACUUCUGGUGGAAAUGCUUGACAGUCAGAAUAAUUGGGAGGUGAUUUAUGUCCAGUUGGAUACCACAAUGAGUUGUUAGGACAGCUGUCUUUAAAAUACAGAGGCCUUCCAGCUGAGCAUCACACAAAUACAGAACACCUGGGAAAAUUAUUAGUGUUCCACUAUUUUUCAUUCAGUUCAAUGUCUGGCUAUAUUUCUCCUUCAAGUUCUAUAAAAUAUAAAGCCCGAGUGACUGCACUGGAGGCUGGACAACACCCGAAGGAGAGUUCCAGAGGUGAAGAGUUGAGAAAAUUUGGGCUAAAAAGUGGGGCAAGUUUAGGAAAUACUUGCUUUAGAUUAUGGGUUUAGAUCUGUGUUUUGGACUAGUUAAUUUUUUCUUUUUUGUAGCACUUUCUCUGGUAAAGGCUUAAUGAAUGCAAAUGUUGGUUGAUGUAAUUUGAAAGGGUUAUGAUUCUUAUGGAAACCUUGGGUAGAAUCUUGAUGUUUUGUUUGUCUUUUAUGAAAGUAUCACAGAAAUGGGGAGCUUUCUGCCUGUGACUGUGAAAAAUGUUUGAAGGACGAAAAAUAGCAUCUUCCACUUCUACAGAAAUACAAGCAGAAACAUGAAGCAACAUUCUCUUGCCUCUUGUUCAUUCUGCAUAUAGGAAAAUAGUUGGACUCAAAUGCAAGGGAGUAGUACAUAUUUAUGUUAGACUGCAUUUUACCUAACUAGGUUUGCCUGAUCUUAACUGUAAUGCACAUAUGUAAGCAGCAGAAUUUAGAUUGCAGUUUCACUUUUUUGAAAGUAUUUUAACUUUGUGGUCUUGUUUGGUUCUUCCAUUAGGAAGAUUGAAAUCCUAAAUCAUUAGGCAUUGAAAUGUUGUCAUGCUGUUGAAAAAUUUUGAUAGAACAUGACAUCUGGUAAUUUUUGAGAAGAACUAACUUGUGAUACUUGUGGUACUUUGUCUUAGGGCAAGAGUUUUGAAAAUAUUUACAGAUCUAAGUGUGAAAAAAUUUGACGUUAUGCUCUGGAAGCAGUUCACAUUGAUUUUAGUUCCUGAAGUGACUUAAGAGUGAACUCUUCUUGACUGUUCAAGAAUGAACACGAGGACAUCAGAACUGGUGUGCAUUUCAGAUAUGAGCUCUCUAUGUUUAACUUAUAUUGAGCCUUAAUGAUUUGACAGUUCUUUAUUCCUUCCCUUCCCAUAGGGACUUGAGUUCCUUGAGUAGGAGUAUGUCUAGGCUUUAUCUUAAUUUCUUUUUUGUUGUUGUUGUUUUUUGUUGUUAGAUGAUAAGGAAACAGUAUUUUCACAUUCCUUUAUGAGUUGGUUCUGUGUUUGUGAAGCCAUAGGGUUUUGAGAAAUGGACCCAGAGUGUUGGACCUCACACUCUGUUUCAGACAGUGGAUGUUUGGUUAUCCGGAGUGGUAUUGUUAGAAUCCCAGACUGAGGGACCCUGAGUGAAAUCUGAUUCAUCUUAAAGUCAAGAGGUGCUGCAUGUUAAUUUCCACGCACCCAAAAUUUCAAUUUUUCGGUGCAUAGAGAGUGGCAACCUUCUUCACCUAAUACAAGUGAAAUAACCUUUCUUCUUUGUCUUCUACAGACACUGUGACUGAUGAGAGUUAAAGGCCAUGGAUGAAGAUGGGCUUGAAUUGCAGCCACAUGAGCCAAAUGCAUUUUUUGAUCCAACAGGAGCUGAUGCAGCACAUAUGGAUGGAGAUCAGAUUGUUGUGGAAGUACAGGAAACAGUAUUUGUUUCAGAUGUAGUCGACUCAGAUAUAACUGUGCAUAAUUUUGUUCCUGAUGAUCCAGACUCUGUAGUAAUCCAGGAUGUCAUUGAGGAUGUUGUUAUUGAAGAUGUUCAGUGCCCAGACAUCAUGGAUGAGCCAGAUGUGUCUGAAACAGUCAUUAUUCCUGAGCAAGUGCUGGACACAGACGUAGCUGAAGAGGUUUCUUUGGCUCAUUGCACUGUCCCGGAUGAUGUUUUAGCUUCUGACAUAACAGCAGAGACAAUGUCUAUACCAGAACAUGUACUGACAACUGAGUCAAUGCAUGUACCUGAAGUUGGACACGUAGAACAUGUAGUUCAUGAUAAUGUUGAAGAAGCAGAUAUUGUCACUGAUACUCUGGGAACAGAUGUUGUUUCUGAGGAAGUCUUGGUGGCAGACUGUGCAUCAGAGGCAGUGAUCGAUGCUAAUGGAAUCCCUGUGGAACAUCAAGAUGAGAAGGGCAACUGUGAUGAUUACCUUAUGAUUUCCUUGGAUGAUGCUGGUAAGAUAGAACACGAAGGUUCUGCUGAAAUUACCAUGGAAGCAGAGUCAGAAAGUGGCUCUUGUAAAGUGGAUGGCAUUUGUCCAGAAGUCAUCAAGGUCUAUAUAUUCAAAGCAGAUCCUGGAGAAGACGAUUUAGGGGGCACAGUAGACAUUGUGGAGAGCGAGCCAGAGAAUGACCACGCAGUUGGAUUGCUCGAUCAAAACAGCAGUAUUCGUAUUCCAAGGGAGAAAAUGGUUUACAUGACUGUAAAUGAUUCUCAGCAUGAAGACGAAGACUUAAAUGUUGCAGAAAUAGCCGAUGAGGUUUAUAUGGAAGUGAUUGUAGGAGAGGAGGAUGCCGCAGCUGCCCAUGAACAGCAAAUUGAUGACACUGAAAUUAAAACUUUCAUGCCCAUAGCUUGGGCAGCAGCUUAUGGUAAUAAUAACGAUGGCAUCGAAAGUCGGAAUGGCACUGCAAGUGCUCUUUUGCACAUAGAUGAGUCAUCUGGACUUGGGAGAUUGGCCAAGCAAAAACCAAAGAAGAAGAGGAGACCUGAGUCCAGACAGUAUCAGACAGCAAUAAUCAUUGGCCCCGAUGGUCAUCCGUUGACAGUCUACCCCUGCAUGAUUUGUGGAAAGAAAUUUAAAUCCAGAGGUUUCUUGAAAAGGCACAUGAAAAACCACCCGGAGCACCUUCUUACUAAGAAGAAAUACAGAUGCACAGACUGUGAUUACACUACCAAUAAAAAAAUAAGUUUACAUAACCACUUGGAGAGUCAUAAGCUGACCAACAAAACAGAAAAGCUUAUUGAAUGCGAUGAGUGUGGGAAAACCUUCUCUCAUGCAGGAACUUUAUUUACUCACAAGAUGGUGCACAGGGACAAAGGAGUUAAUAAAAUGCACAAGUGCAAAUUCUGCGAUUAUGAGACAGCAGAACAAGGGUUACUGAGUCACCACCUCUUGGCUGUCCACAGCAAGAACUUUCCUCACAUUUGCGUGGAGUGUGGCAAGGGGUUUCGCCAUCCGUCAGAGCUCAAGAAGCACAUGCGGAUCCACACUGGUGAGAAGCCCUACCAGUGCCAGUAUUGUGAAUACCGAUCUGCCGACUCUUCCAACUUGAAAACCCACGUAAAGACUAAACACAGUAAGGAAACGCCCUUGAAGUGCGAUAUUUGUUUCCAGACUUUUUCAGAUACCAAAGAGCUACAGCAGCACACGCUUAUGCAUCAAGAAAGUAAAACACAUCAGUGUUUGCAUUGUGACCAUAAGAGCUCAAACUCGAGUGAUCUGAAACGACACAUUAUUUCAGUCCACACAAAAGACUAUCCUCAUAAGUGUGAUAUGUGUGAUAAAGGCUUUCACAGGCCUUCAGAACUGAAAAAACACGUGGCAGCUCACAAAGGUAAAAAAUUGCACCAAUGCAGACAUUGUGACUUUAAAAUUGCAGAUCCCUUCAUUCUGAGUCGACACAUACUCUCAGUUCACACAAAGGAUCUUCCAUUCAGGUGCAAGAGAUGUAGAAAGGGCUUUAGGCAACAAAACGAGCUGAAAAAACACAUGAAAACACACAGUGGCAGGAAAGUUUAUCAGUGUGAGUACUGUGAGUAUAGCACUACAGACGCCUCAGGCUUCAAACGGCACGUGAUUUCCAUUCACACAAAAGACUACCCUCACCGGUGUGAGUAUUGCAAGAAAGGUUUCCGAAGGCCUUCAGAGAAGAACCAGCACAUUAUGCGACAUCAUAAAGAUGUUGGGCUGCCUUAGUCUCUUUCACAGACUUAUGGCUGGAAUUAUAAAGGAAAUUUGCCUUUCAGGCAGUUAGCUUAUUUUAAAGCCAAUCACCUGCGAUCACACACACACAAAAAAAAAACAACAAAAAAAAUACUGUGCAUUUGAUUUGUUGCUGUAUAAAAAUAGGAUUAUUGCUUGUAGUUGACUUUUAUACCUUUUGUUCAAUAGCGUGUUCUGAAUUCUAUUCAGUUUGUUUAAUAAAUGAAGAAAAGAUGGCAACAAUAAAGUUGCAUUUAAUAAAGUAAACCCUGUCUCUUACUGAAUUUUUCAACCGUAAUAGUUUAAGUAUAUUUAUCUUACUGACCUCGUUGAUACUCACAGUGUCCAUGUUAAUGCAGUUUUGUCGUGAAUUUUAAAAAUACAAAAUUUCUCUUGAUAAAAUUGUCAGAGGUGUGUAUAAAAUGGGGAAUUGUCAUGUUGACAGUAAAGUCACUAGGGCCCACCUGAUUGUCCUGUUUUAACUAUACAGACUUUGUGGCAGGUUAACUAUUUUCCGGUUGAGGAGUUACAAGUCUCAUGUCGUGUUUUCAUUCUGGUUUCAGAGAGAAAAAUAUUUUAAAAAAUGGUUUGGGGCGGUUUUUAUCUUUCCUGGGCAAAUUUAAAAGUAUGCGCAAAUAUUACAUUUAUUGUUCUGUGCUUCUUUGUCUUUGAAAGGUUUUGUGUGUUACAAAAGAGUUGGGUUUUUUCCACUUUACUCCUGUCUUAAAUGUUGGAAACGUAAAGUACUCUUGUUCCAUUUGCAGAGUUAACAAUAGAUCACACCUGUCUGUAUGUGCUGGUAAACGUACCUCAAACUUUAUGCUUUUAUGUAUGUUGGUAUUUCUUUGAAAGAGCAGUUUGUGGUUCAAGUCACAUUUUUAUUGUUAGUUGUUUUAGAAUAAAAUUUACGACCAAGAGGUGCCUCGAUUUUGGAAACCAGAUAUUUGCAGUGAGAGCUUAAGAAAGGAAUGGAGCAGAGCAGAUGACUUCGUAAGGAGUAGAGACGUUGUAACAUAGAUAUCCUUAAUAAGAGAAGUAACUUAUGAUAGAUGCAGUUCUGUUAUUAAAUUUAAUGUUUUUCCUGAGCCAUUAGGAGCUGUGUUCAGCUGCUGCUUAUUAAUUAGUACAGUAUCCAGAAUUAACCCAGUUCUUUUAAUCUGUUUAUAAACAGCUGGGAGAAUAUUACAAUUAUUAGAUGUAAUUUUGCCACCUGAAGACUAUUAUAAAGUAGCUCCAUAUCAUUUGCUAAUUGCAGUGUAAAUGUACCAAGCACAAAGUCAUGUGCUUUAAGAACAACCUUGAAGCAAAAAGCCCAAACCAUUUUAAUUACAGGCCAGAUUUUAGGACCUGGCCCUGCUCCCCUUGGUCAAAUUCCCACCCCAGCCGCUGUUUGAUGAUGGAUUGCAGAGUUCAGUCCCGGCUGUCUGCCAGAUGAAGAUAGAUUUGUAACCAACAAUCCACUAAUGGAAAGGCUUCAGAGCCUGGGCCAGUGUUAAUUCCUGUUUCUAGGCAGGUGAUCUUCCAGUUGAAAUCAAACAGGAAUUUUAGUGAUGGUUUCAAAUCUGGGGUGAUAGAGGGAGAAAGGUUUCCUUUUUUGGAUGUGCAUCUUUUAGGCCUUUUGUAUUUUGUCUUGUUACCGAGCCCUGCCCCUACUGCUCAUCCCUCCUGUGUCACUGUAAGCUGAAAUUCUUGUCUGUAGUGUGCAGUUCAGGAGAAUCCAAUGCCAUGUCACUGCCUGUGUUGUAUGAUGGUUUUUUCUUUCUUUGCCUGCUUGCAGUGCCCCCAGACUUGCCAGGUGUGCUCUUGUGUAAUAUUGCUACUAGCAGGCCGUGACCCUUUAGCGUGUAAUUCCUGGCUGUGCUGCCUUGUGCCUUCCUUGAAAUCCCCGCUGAAGCCAGUGGAUUUCCUACAUGGCUGUAGUGUCCGUUGCCUGCUGAUGCCAAACCAGAUGCAGUAAAACCCAGCAGAGAUUCUCACUCGCUUCUUGCAAAAUACCUGCCUGUGACUACUUUUUUUUCCUCUCUUAUGUUCAAGCAUUUUCUAACUGGAAACCUGGAAAGUGUACAAAAUCUGCAUAAAUUCCCAUAGUAGUGCUGAGGAUUUUUAGCCAUUUUGAACUUUAUUUUUUUAAAUAAGCUGAAAGACAAAGAACACAAUUUUACACAUUUUCUUUCUCUUACGUAGCCUGGAAUCAUACACACUUUUUUUUUUUUUUUUAAAGCACAAUGUUGAAACUUUUUUUUUUUUAAUAAUUAAGGGUUUGGUCAAGUGGAUUUUGUAAAAUGUAUUUGUCUGUAUAAAGAGAAAAUGAAAUUAUAGUUAUUGUUAAUGUACUGACAUUAGUUACAGGUUAGUUUUAAUUCUUAAAUAAUUUGCUUAGCAAAUGCUAUAAAAUGGAUGUUUCAGUUUAAUGUUUAAAAAAGGUACAGAUUUUUACAAGGACAUAAUAUAAAUUAUUGUUCUGUAGAAAAUACCCUGUUAAAUAUUGUAUAUGUCCUUCCCUCUGUACACUUUGUAAAAAAGACAAAAGAAAAAAACAAAAUACAUAGAACCAUAUAGGGAUGUGUGACAUUAUUGUAAUUGUGUACUUGAUAAUAACGUGAAAAAUAAAAUUCAAAAUAUUUUCCUUUUAA
Sturnus vulgaris (Common starling) is the source of this 7680-nucleotide messenger RNA. RefSeq names its product zinc finger protein X-linked (gene ZFX). Gene Ontology annotation, biological process: regulation of transcription by RNA polymerase II. The record is from RefSeq and is a predicted model, not a curated record. NCBI's taxonomy places the organism in Eukaryota, Metazoa, Chordata, Aves, Passeriformes, Sturnidae. Gene Ontology annotation, molecular function: metal ion binding; RNA polymerase II transcription regulatory region sequence-specific DNA binding; DNA-binding transcription factor activity, RNA polymerase II-specific. Gene Ontology annotation, cellular component: nucleus.